UAUUUUUUUUUCAAAACAAAUGAAUCUAUUUUGAUUGUUUUGCAUUGGAGACGCACAGCCAAGUCGUGGGAAGUGAAAAGUUCGACCAAAUCAGAGACGGAAAAGAUGGGGAUCGAGAUCGGUGGUGGGAUUGAGAGAAUAAACGGUACAGAGCUGACUUACGAUGCUUUUGCAGAGACGUUUUUGGCCAAGAACCUGCCAGUGGUCCUGACCCAUCUCACCGACGAUUGGAGAGCUCGACGAGAUUGGGUCGAUGAAAAUGGUUGCCCUAAUCUUCAGUUCUUCGUCACCCACUUCGGGAAAUCCAAAGUUCAUGUCGCAGAUUGCGAUACUAGAGAAUUUACUGAUCAGAAAAGAGUAGAAAUGUCUGUUGCUGAAUUUGUCGAACACUGGAUUGAGGAUUCCACCGAGGGCAAGCUCAAAGACGCCAGUUAUUGCGGUAAAGCAAAGUCUAAUCUCUAUCUGAAAGACUGGCACUUUGUCAAGGAGUACCCACAGUAUAUUGCCUACAGAACUCCUCCACUAUUUGGCGAUGACUGGCUCAACAUUUAUCUAGACAGUUACCAUAUGCACGAGGAUCGUGACACUUUCCAGAAGUAUGAUCAAAUAAGUUGCUCUGACUAUCGUUUUGUUUAUAUGGGAGCAAAAGGAUCUUGGACGCCUCUACACGCUGAUGUUUUUAGGUCGUAUAGUUGGUCAGCAAAUGUAUGUGGUCGGAAAAGAUGGCUUUUUCUUCCUCCCUCGCAAAGUCAUUAUGUUUUUGACAGGUAUAUGAAAAAUUGCGUCUAUGACAUCUUUGAAGAUGUUGAUGAUACUAAAUUCCCGGGUUUUAAGAAGACUACUUGGUUAGAAUGCAUUCAAGAACCCGGUGAAAUUAUUUUUGUUCCCAGUGGCUGGUAUCAUCAAGUAUAUAACUUGGAAGACACGAUAUCGAUAAACCACAAUUGGUUCAAUGCCUACAAUCUUUCCCGGGUGUGGGAUCUAUUGUGGAAGGACUACAAGGACACUGAGGAAUCAAUAGAAGACAUUAGGGACAUUUGUGAUGAUUUUGAAGCUAUCUGCCAGCGUAAUCUCGCUGCAAACACAGGAAUGAAUUUCAUCGACUUCUUCAUGUUCAUGUCGAGAUUCUGUUUGGGAAAUGUGGUUUUACUGCAUACCUGCUGCGAGGAAAGCAAACCCGAAAAUGCAAGUUCAUCGGCCAUGGCGAAGAAUUUGGCGUCAAAUCUCUCGGGAAUACGGGAGAUUAUGCUGACGAUGAAAUCCGUAGAUGGCUUAGCUGUGAACAGAGUUUAUCUGGACCUGAAAGCGACAAUGGAGGAUCCUCACUUUCUCAAGUUUUGCAGAGACAUGGGAAGAACAUAUACAAUGAUUCACAACGACGACGACGAAGAAGAGGUUCUGUAUUGGGAGGAAGUAUCACUGGUCACUGGUUUGACUGAUUACAAGACAGAGAUAUGUUCUCCAGAAGAUGUGGUCGACAUGAUAGACCGUGCUCGUUCGUGUCUUUGUUUGCAUGAAUGUCAGAAAAAGAUUGUCACUGUCCGAGUUUAAUUGUGUUGGCGUCAGAAAUCAAUUGUAAUUAUAAAUUAUGCCAUUCCACUUUUUUAAUGAAAUGACUGUAAUAUUAUGUUUAGACUUUAUCAGUUCCUUAUAA
Tarenaya hassleriana is the source of this 1654-nucleotide messenger RNA. RefSeq names its product jmjC domain-containing protein 4. The transcript is spliced from 9 exons. Lineage: Eukaryota; Viridiplantae; Streptophyta; Magnoliopsida; Brassicales; Cleomaceae. Gene Ontology annotation, molecular function: histone H4R3 demethylase activity; sequence-specific DNA binding. Gene Ontology annotation, biological process: positive regulation of translational termination; protein hydroxylation; negative regulation of gene expression. The coding region runs from base 106 to 1551 and encodes 481 amino acids. The record is from RefSeq and is a predicted model, not a curated record. Gene Ontology annotation, cellular component: cytoplasm; nucleus.